AGAAGCACAGAUCUCUAUUGUCUGUUCAUGCACAAAGACUCAGUUUGUACACACAUGCAUUUCACUCUGUUGAAGACCUCUAGCACGGUCCCACCAGCAAAACUGUAUGCAUCCUGAAGCAAAGAAAAAGCGUCCUUUAAGUGUGUAAAGAAAGGUUCAUUAUCUUCUUAUGCAUCUUGGGAGCUACACCUGAAUUGUCACCAUGGAGAUAUAUAUCCUAGGGAUUAUCAUUUCAAUAUGUGGCAAUCUUCUUAUCAGCAUUUCAUUGAAUAUCCAGAAGUACACCCACACACGCCAGUCCCAGCUAGGCACCAAGCCAUACUACACUAGUCGACUGUGGUGGUAUGGAAUCCUGCUCAUGGGGCUUGGUGAACUUGGCAACUUUGCUGCAUAUGGAUUUGCACCAGCUUCCCUCAUUGCUCCUCUCGGCUGUGUGUCUGUCGUUGCCAGUGCUGUAAUCUCUGUGGUUUUCCUAAAAGAGAUUUUACGAGCGUCUGAUGUACUGGGAGGUAUUCUUGCUCUAACUGGUACAUAUCUGCUGGUGACCUUUGCCCCGCACUCUGCACCCCAUGUGACAGCCAACAUGGUGGAGCGCUGCCUCAUCAGCGUGCAGUUCCUCAUCUACUUUUUUUCUGAAGUGGUUUUAUUUUGUGUCCUGCUCUACCUGUACAAGUGCAGGAACAUGAAACACAUUGUUAUUGUGAUGCUUCUGGUGGCUCUGCUAGCCUCUGUGACUGUGAUCGCGGUGAAAGCUGUGUCUGGAAUGAUCACAGAGACAAUUCGUGGGAGCCAUUUACAGCUGACUUACCCCAUCUUCUACAUCAUGUUUAUUAUCAUGAUAGUCUCAUGUGCCUUCCAGAUUAAAUUUCUCAAUGAAGCUAUGAAGAUGUUUGAUGCAACAGAAAUUGUUCCUAUCAAUUUUGUUUUCUUCACAGCCAGUGCUGUAAUAGCAGGGAUUUUAUUUUAUGAAGAGUUUUAUGGUUUAUCGUUGAUAUACAUCAUCAUGUUUGUGCUUGGGUGCUUGUUAGCAUUUACUGGAGUAUUCCUGAUUGCUAGAACACGACCUAAAAUCAAAAUGGACAGUGUUUUAAUCUCUAUGGGUCAAAUCUCAGGUAAGAAGAGCACUGCUAACAUGCAGCCAGAGACAAAGGACAAUAAGUAUGGAGGUCUGGCUUCCAAACUUGGGUGCAACAGUGGAAUGCAGCAGGAUGACUCUUAGAUCACCAUCUAAUGGACUAAUAAGCAUAGUGAAGUGUGUAUGUGUGAGACAGAGACCCCUAGUGUGGUAACUGUCUCAAUACUGCAUGUGGGCCAUAUCCUCAUGUAUUUAGCUUCAUAAAGAAGCAAGGAAGAGAAUCGGUUGUCCUUAUAUAUCUGAUUUUUCAAAAUAACUAUAGAGCAGACUGGAUCAGCACUCUUACUCUGACAGACAGUUCUGAUUCGGACAAGCUGAAAGUUAUUUGUAAUAUAAUAAAAAUGCAAUUGUAUAGAGGGGUCACUUUAAUUCAGAAUAAUCUAUAUUAACAGAUUUCCUCUAAUAGUUUAUAAGGGAGUUUAUUUAUUAAUUUUUUUUAUGUUGAAAUAAACUAUUGUAGUAUUAAGAAUGAUUGCAUGGUUAUUGAUGAUGUUGGAACAUUCACUCUUUGAAAAAUUAAACCACAGUGAUCAGUUGGGGCUCAUUUUUGAAAGCCUGCAUAUAAUAAUUUUCUAUGCAUACAAAAGAUUGUGUAGAAAAAGGUUGAAUAAACAGAGAUAAACAGUGACACUGUGACACAAGUGAAAACUUAUUCAUGUAGUAUGACCUAACAGUUUUAUUGUGUACUCCCUAAAAGGCACACACACACACACACACACACACACACACACACACACACACACACACACACACACACACACACACACACACACACACACACACACACACACUACAUUACAACACCUUUCCUGUAAGACCUCUUGUUCAAUUUCAACAAAUUUGUGGUUGUUGACCAACUGUUGGUCACUACCUUUUCCAAACACCUAGUUAUACUCUACUGAGAUUGCUAUGGAACAGUUAUGCAGACCUUGUGUCCAGAGGCAACUUACCAAUUUCUUUUGAUGCUGCAUUUCAGGCUGCAGUGCCCCUUAUGUCCCUCCUGGGAAGUGGACCUAGAGAGAGCACAGGGAAAUGUAUGUAAGUUGGGGAUGAAAUGGAGGAUCAGCUGGGGAAAACUGGAUUUCAGGUGUCAGUUUGGGGGACCUGGCAUCUCACUUCUGGAGAGCUGAAACUGGGGGAGGUGAGAGGAGAGAAUAGAAAGAAAGGGAUGUCUGGAUAAGGGAUGAAUCCACAGGCAGGAAGUGCACUUUUAUUAAAAUAAUUUAAUAGCAACCAGCAGUGCAUAAGACGAGUGUACACGCUUCCCUGUGCAAGUUCCUGUGCCUUCAUCUUCAUGGGUUGGUCAGACCACUUAUGAAUUACAAAGUUGAAUGAACUGGUAAAGCCCCCCUAAAUGCCCCAUCAAUGUCAAUUUCCAGGUCCAUACCCAUUUAUAGAGUGAAGUCAAACUAACAUAUGGAUGUACACACUGUGAACAGCAUCAGUUGCCCCUCCUCCACUGUUUUAUUAGAUUAUAGAAUUGUUUUGUUUUAGUUCAGUCAAUAUACAAAUAAUGUACUUGGUUAAAUCUAUAAAAUUGGCAAUACUAAUCUCUAUUACCAACAUAAUUUAGCUAGCAAGCUUGUUGCUAAGCUACUUGUUGUUUUCAUGGCUUCAGAGGUAGGAUACAAGUGCAGGGUGAGUUUAUUACACAAAAACAAAGUGCAAACAAUGUAACAGUUCCACAGUGUGAGGUGACAGUGUGAAAUUCAGUGCAAAAUUCUUCACUACAGUAGAACAGUACCAGUAGCUACUCAGGCCUGUAAAGUGUGCUUACUGUACUCCACAAAUCUCCUUUCGGUUCUCUUUGACUUCUUUCUAAUCACUGCACAUGAUCUCAGUCUGUGUUUGCUAACAUAGUCACUUAAUCCAACUCUGUAUUGUUACUCCUUUUAAUGUUAUUGUACUUUAACUUAUUUUACCAUUGAAAAUUAUUUUAUAGCUUCUAUUACUGGCUAUCCACCAAGUCAUUUAAAGUCAAUCUCAUACUAUUAUUUAUUGUAUCUCACAUGGUUCAUGGGAAAUUAAAAUUGUUAUAAUUUUAGCUUCUGCAUGCACACUGACUAGCAAGCUUAAAGCAAGAGUGUGCAUCCACACUCACAGAUAUACAGCUCUCUCGUUCCCUCUAACUAUUGCCCUCAUACACACACAUGUCACAUAAACAUGUAACUC
Messenger RNA from Tachysurus fulvidraco (yellow catfish), 3307 nucleotides. Its product is annotated as NIPA-like protein 2. Bases 203 to 1219 code for a protein of 338 amino acids. The transcript is spliced from 12 exons. The record is from RefSeq and is a predicted model, not a curated record. Gene Ontology annotation, biological process: magnesium ion transport. Gene Ontology annotation, cellular component: membrane. Gene Ontology annotation, molecular function: magnesium ion transmembrane transporter activity. Lineage: Eukaryota; Metazoa; Chordata; Actinopteri; Siluriformes; Bagridae.